Molecule: messenger RNA, 2508 nt
Organism: Ustilago hordei
Lineage: Eukaryota; Fungi; Basidiomycota; Ustilaginomycetes; Ustilaginales; Ustilaginaceae
Exons: 1
Coding region: 1-2508 (835 amino acids)
Biological process (GO): adenylate cyclase-activating G protein-coupled receptor signaling pathway
Cellular component (GO): plasma membrane
Molecular function (GO): G protein-coupled receptor activity
Source: RefSeq, a predicted model, not a curated record
AUGAGUGCUCCAUCACUCUACCCCUCCAUCGGAGAAAAGUGGAUGGUACAUCUUCAUCAUCCUUCCAUCCGCCUCAUCCAGGCUCACAACAUUACCAACACCACCGCCACCUUUCAACAGGAGAGUGUCGGCCAUGUCGGCAACAUUGUAGACAUGGUCAUUUGUUGUCUCUCCUUUGUUGGUGCUAUUGCCAUCAUCCUCCCCUACAUUUCCAAUCGCAGGAGUCGCAAGCUUCGUCAUGCCCUCAUUCUCGGUCUCGCCACCAGUGAUCUUGCAACCUCGAUUGUCAUCAUCAUCACUACUGCUUGCUUGCUAGCAAACAUCAACCUAGUCGAACACCACUCGCCAUGUUCUUUCCUUGGCUACAUCGUCUCCAGCUCCAUCUUCUCCCAGCACCUCUGGAACUUGGCCAUCGCCGUCGUCACCUACAUGAUCUUGGUCCACCCUCUGUCUUCCUUCACCCUUACCGUCGAGAAGCGAGUCCGUUGGCUUUGGCCCAUCUUCUGGCUUGUCUCCUUUGUCAUUAACACCAUUCCUUUUGGAUUCGGUGGAUUUGGCUUCCGAGGUGGCUACUGUGCCUUCACCACUGGCUUCUACUUUUCCUCCAUCUUCCGCUUUGUGCCAAGAGGUGUCGUCUUUAUCGUCAUUCUCUGCCUCUAUACCCAUCUCUUCUUCUUUUUGAGGCGCACCAACCUCUUCAGCAAGGCAAACACCUCCAACUCGAUCAGCCACAGCCGACACAGAUCCAUGCAGCAGAACGCACAUAUUCAGUCCAUCCCGCAUCACCACCACCAUCAGCACAAUUGCCAACUGCAGGACAAGACUGAACAAGGUGCACUUAUCGCCCAGCAGCCACUGUUGCACCAUCUCGCCGCUUCUCCCCUUGACAAAUUGAGCUCCACAGCAAAAGCACCAGGCUCUUCUGCUCCCUCUUCAGCUGCAGCGCAUAGCAGAAAUCCCUCUACAGGCAGCCGCGCCACUCCGAACAUCCUCAACAAGAAUGACCCUGCUGCGCCGAUAGCCAAUCCAAGACGCUCUUCCUCGCUUCUUGAGAAGGAGGCAAGUGUCGAGAUGUCCACCUUCGACCCCUCAUCACGCCGCAAAGACUCGUCGAUUGAUCCAGCCUCUGAUGCGGCUGCGGAGGAUGGCCAGGCAGACACUUUGCUAUCAGCACUUGUCUCGUACAGCAGCAAUAACAACAACCGCGACGAGCAUCCAUCCAGCGGCGCGACAGCAACAGCGACACCUCUUGCUACCUACGGCUUGUUGGAUCCCAACUACAGCAUGGCUUCACCAAGACCCAUGCCUAGCAAUCUCGAUAUCGAAAAAGCCAACGGCCCUCACUACGACAGCUUAAGCAUCAGCCCGCAUUCCCCUUCCAACUCUUCCGCAGGAGGUGAGGGCGCCCGCACAACAACCCAGUCCAACCAAGGCUCAUCAGCGCCACUCAACGGUUCCUUCCCUCGUGACUCAGCCGACUCUGCCACCACACGCAAAGCAGGUGCAACAGAUGCAGCAACAUCAGCCAGCAAGCGACGCUUCACUGUCGAAGCAGCCACUCGUGGCGACGGCCAAAUCGGUGACAAGGAUCAGCGUCGAACAUCUCUCGGUGACUCGCGAUACCGCCCUUGCGGCAACAGCAGCAGCGAUGCCGAGAGCCAAGGAAGCGAUGCUGAGAGCGAGGAAAGCGAUGACUUUGGCAAUCGCCCUAUGCGUCCACGCAAAGACGCGACUGACUUUGACAUGAUCACUCCACCCCGUGAACAUCUCAAACACUACACUGCUCCACUACGCAACUACGCACGUAUGGCUGACAUCCUCGCUAUGGGCGAAGAUGAGAUGGCACGCGCACGCAACGGUGGUGGCAACAACAGCAUUGGCGCUGAACGCCGCGGAAGUGCAGUCCAGAUCCUCGCAGGAGAAGUGGUGGUCGAUAUGCCAAGCAAAGAAGCUUUUGAUGAAGCUCUCGGCGAUGAUUGGAAUUGGGGUAUGGACGUCACUAGAGGUGCACACCCGCAUCACUCUUGCAACAGCAGAAAGUUGCGCUCUGGCAUGAACAACAACAACAUGUCUACAAAGGAGGAAGCAGGAGUUAAUACAGGCACAUCUUCCACCUCUUCCCUUGACGAAAACGGCGUCGAUGCGAUCGGGUCCACUUUGAACCGACAAGCUUCUUUGCUGCUUCUCCUCUACCCAGCAGCGUAUUGUUUGCUCUUCUCCAUCUCGAUCGCUCGUCUCUUUGUUGACUUGGCAGAUCCAGGUGCAUCAGUCCGCAACGCACACGACUGGCUACACCAACUUUCGAGAUGGUUGAUCUUUGCACAGGGUGCCAUCGACGCGCUCAUCUUCCAAUUCAUCGAGAGACAGUUUCGACAGAGGAUGAAGAGGAGAAGAAGAAAAGCAAUGGGUGAGACUGUAGAAGAUAGCUUCACCCACAGGGUUGGCAAGAAAGCAGUCGGCAAGUUGAGGAAACGUUGGAAUCAGACUAGGAGCAAGGCUGAACACUAG